Betta splendens (Siamese fighting fish) is the source of this 5763-nucleotide messenger RNA. It is a transcript of the gene rab3ip, whose product is annotated as RAB3A interacting protein (rabin3). Gene Ontology annotation, biological process: exocytosis. The transcript is spliced from 14 exons. Bases 2946 to 4277 code for a protein of 443 amino acids. The record is from RefSeq and is a predicted model, not a curated record. Gene Ontology annotation, molecular function: guanyl-nucleotide exchange factor activity. NCBI's taxonomy places the organism in Eukaryota, Metazoa, Chordata, Actinopteri, Anabantiformes, Osphronemidae. Gene Ontology annotation, cellular component: Golgi to plasma membrane transport vesicle.
ACGUGCUGACAACGCCGCUGUAGUUGUAAUAAAUUUAAGCUAAGUUGUUAGAACUUGCAAGCUAGUAGACACAUUCAGAUGCAUCACUGCCCACUACGCGCCUAUUAUCGGACAGCCUGUCUGUCGCAUACUUUUUCCCAUUUUCUUGCAGCCGUACAGUCGGAUUCACAGCGUUUAGGCGCAGUUACAGCUUUAGGCGUCACAUAUAUGUACCUUCAUUUCAUAACUGGUUGCUAAAUUAAUUGCGCUGCCCACCCGUGUCGGUGCAGUGAGUAGUGGCCGAUAAUGGAAACAUUGCCCCCCUCUUUACUAAUCCCCUUCCAACGUGCGAAAACGGCUUUUUGUUAACCUAAGUUGGUUUAUAAACACACUUUUGUUCUUCUGCAAUUUUGACGACACACGCGUGAAUAGUUAUAUUUGCAUGACAUCCCUCCAUUCACAAAAUAUUCCUCCUGAAUGACGUUUGUGUUAGUAUGCUAACGUUAGCUUGACGGCUAGCUAAGUUAGACGCUAGCUCUAUGUAGCGAAACCUAAGCCGACGCAGCGCAAACACAAGAAGCUGUCAUGUAUCUUUUAUAAGUACCGUGUCGAGUGACCGCCGUUAGCGUUUCAGUGUUAGCCUGGUCAUGAGUUGUUAGCAUGCUACCCGCCUAUUAGCCUUAUAUAUGCUAAUUGACUAGUCAAAAUGAACCCUAACAGUAUUAGUGUCUGCACCCUGAACAAGAUGUGAAUUGAAUUGAAUCUAACGGAUUUUUAUAUAUUUGUUUUAAUUGAACGUGGGAAACCUUGCUCUAAUUAAAUAUUAAUAUAAUAUUUUAGAAAUUAAUUAGUGAUACAUUGCAUCUAUUUAUUUUCAUUUGAAUUCAUGAUUAUGGCUUUUAGAUAAUGAAUUUCCUCAGAUCAUUUGAAUAUUUUAAGAGGGUCCACGUAUAGGUUCCCAUGUAGACUGUGACAUUCAAAUUAGUUAAUUAUCUGCAAAGGUUUCCUGGGGGUUUAAAUGCUCUGUGGUUCAGUAGAACACACAAUCACGUGGAAGCCUGUUAACUUGACAUUUGUCCAGAAAUUGACACCCUCCGAUGAAGGAGGGGUGUGUUGCAUCCAAGCAUAUUAAUGGAAAGUUGAGUCGAAGCAACAGGACGGGCUGUGAAGCCCAUUUAAAACUGGAGACGGAGAUUAAUGAGUGGCCUGCAGCUGGAGUGACCUGUCCACACUGCCAAACGUAGAAAGCAGAGGUGAAGUCCAUUAUCAGAUCAACCCGGGCUUCCACAGCGCGUCAGCAGUGCCACAGCCUCCACUGUUCUCUGCCAACACGUCUGUAUUAAAAAUCCUUUUUUAAUUGGCCUUGAGUAAUGGUCCAAAUUUGAGUGCCUUGAGUUUCAAUUAGUUCUUAGCCAUAAUUAUCAACAUUGAAAAUAAACUGUCACUGUGUAAUGAAUCUAAAAUAUGCAAGCUGAACUCUUUAAAUAUUAUAGGAGUUAAGGUUUUGAUGGGUUAGAUCUUCAUAUUCAUUAAUAUGCAUCUGUAUGCAAGCUUUCAAGUACCUGGCUAACUCUGCACCAGGUUUAUAGACAUACCUGUUCUCAUAUGGAGGCACAUGAGCCUCCAAAUGUUCCUCGAUGCCUAACUUCAGCCUGUCAGCAUACUGACAACAUUGUAAACAGCUUCUUCAGGCUGGGAGUCAAGUUUUAGCUGGACAUCAUGUGAAUGAACAGAGCUCAUGUUGUCAGUGUAAAUUCAGUUAGUGUUUGUUGCCUACACUGCAAUUUUAUAUAAAGCUCGGCAUCAGGUUUCACUAAUAGGCAUAUUUUUAUUUUUUUAAACAGAUGGAACUUGGUGAAAUCAGUGUUCUCAUUGCCCUUUUGAAUUUAUUUUUUUUCUGUUUUUGGACCGUCGUAACAGCUAGGGCUAGACUGUGUACAGUUGCCAUGUAUACUCCUGGUCAACCACUGGUUACACAUUUGUCAGGUCUUUGUUUGAGUUAUGGACCUGCCUGUCUACCUUUUAUUCAGGCAGGCAGAGAAAUGUUACCUAUACCCAGCGUCCCUUGGUGGGUCAGGUUACCACGGGUCUCUAUAGAGACAAACACGAGUAGUUAGUGAGUGGUGUUUCAUGGGUUUAACUGACAGAUGCGAGACUUUCACCUGUAUGUGUGUGGGCUGUUUGUAGAGGGAGUAAUGGGAACAUGGAAUGCAUUAGGCUAAUGAAUCCUCUUGGUUUCUUAUUCACAUUUCAAUCAUCCACCUCUAAAAAUUUCAAGAAAUGCAAAUAUAGUGUUGGUGCAGGUCUAUUCUAUUUGUUGCUGUUCAUCUGAUCAGUGAAAAUAAUUGUUCACACAUAACAGACUGAAAUAGGUUCAUCACCCAGAUGCCGCUGCCAUUAACGAUGAGUUAUUUACGUUUGGUUUCAUUUGUCACCAUGUUAAAUUUGUCACUGGUACAUUAAGUAACUGACUUUGGAAUGUAUUGUAAUUAAUUGUUUGAGCCAUGAGCAUAAUUUUAUAUGUGAUGACUAAUGGAUGAAAUCGGGCCUCGUCAUAGAAUACUGAACAGAAAUGAAUGGGUGUAUCUGCAGGCAUUUGAGACUUAUUAACAGAAGGUGGGACUUUGACAUAACGAUACCAAUAAAAACGCAGCCCUUUGGGUGAACUUAUAGACUGAAGGUGUGACAUAAGGUUUUCUGAGUCACUGAAUUUGACUUGUGUAAAUAUGCUCGGCGUGUGACACACCCACUCAGAAACCUACACACGCACAAAGAAACUCUGCAGGUGGAGCUGGGGUGUUUCUGUGCGUCCCUGCUGAGCUGAGGGAGAAACAAAAGGUAGGUUAACAACAUGGGAAGAGGACGAAUCGCUGAGACAGAAGAAUGGAUGCUCGUCCUCGUGUGAAUCGACUGCCCUGGAUCCUUCCAGCUGCACUAUGAGCAUAUGAUGUCUGAGACCAGAUGCUAUGGCCUGCAGCAGCAGUCAAAGCAAUGCUGAAACUCUGGAGGGGUUCCACGAGGUUAACUUGGCCUCGCCCACCACACCCGACCUUCAGAACCAGGCGGAGCAGCGUCCCCCUGCCCGUCACAGCACCCCACCCACGUCACUGUACCGCACCCACUCCCUCGGAGCACCUCCUCCUGGCCUCCCUACGUCCCUGCGGGCUGACCAGCUCCCCACACAACCGGUUUACUCCACACCACAGCCCAGCCACAAUGGCAGCGUGCCAGGCCUGGAAUUGGAUUCUGCCGAGGCCAGCUUCCUGUCUGGAGAGGACGGGGAGGAGUGCAGUGCAUUGAGUGACAGCCUGUCACGGCUGCGAAGCCCAUCGGUGAUGGAGGUUCGAGAGAAAGGAUAUGAGCGACUGAAGGAGGAGCUGGCCAAGGCCCAAAGGGAGCUGCUGUUAAAGGAUGAGGAAUGUGAGAGGUUAUCUAAAGUCAGGGACCAGCUUGGCCAGGAGCUGGAGGAGCUCACCGCCAGUCUCUUUCAGGAGGCCCACAAAAUGGUCAGAGAAGCCAAUGUCAAACAGGCAAAUGCUGAAAAACAGCUGAAGGAAGCUCUGGGCAAGAUUGAUGUCCUCCAGGCAGAGGUUCAGGCCUUGAAGACGCUGGUCCUCUCCUCCCCUACAUCCCCGGUGGGUGAGCUUCCCUCUUCUGUAGGAGGGGGCAAGACUCCCUUCAGAAAAGGACACAGCAGGAAUAAGAGCACGUCCUCUGCGAUCCUGGGCACACAGCCUGACCCGUCGGCCACACAGCCGAUCAUACGGGAGUGUAGAGAGGUAGACAGUCAGCUGUUCGGCGAGUUCAAGGCGUGGAAGGAGGAGCCCACGCUUGAACGGAGCUGCUGCUUCCUGGAAAGAGUUUACCGUGAGGACAUCUACCCCUGCCUCACCUUCAGCAAAAGCGAGCUGGGUUCUGCCAUCCUGGAAGCCGUGGAGCAGAACACGCUCAGCGUGGAGCCGGUCGGGUUCCAGCCACUGCCAGUGGUCAAAGCCUCGGCUGUUGAGUGUGGAGGACCAAAUGGGCGAAGGGCCGAGGUCGUCACAAAAUGUGCCCUGAGCGGUCAGACCAAAACCUGUAAGCACAGAAUCAAGUUUGGAGAUUCGUCCAACUAUUACUACGUGUCUCCCUAUUGUAGAUACCGAAUCACAGCAGUUUGUAACUUCUUCACCUACAUUCGCUACAUCCACCAAGGGCUGGUCAAACAGCAGGAUGCAGAACAGAUGUUCUGGGAGGUGAUGCAGCUACGCAGGGAAAUGUCCUUUGCCAAGCUGGGCUACUACAAAGACCAGCUGUGACGGGCAGAAGGCGUCGCUCUCCAGUCACAGCUGACUCUUCCUUUUUGGUUUUUCUCACCCAGUCACUGGGAAGCCGUCCCUCUUAACUGUUCUCUUCAUGUGAGUGUUUUUUUUUGUGAAGAACUGGUCACAAAGACUAAAGACUGACAUCCGUUACUGAUCGUGGGUUCCUGUUGAGUUUAAAGACCAAGUUUUAUUUCUUUUUCAAAUAUGUAGCAUUUCAAUAUGGCAUGAAAAAGAUGUUAAAAUUGAAAUAUGUUCUCAUCUAAACUACAUCUGAGUAGCUUGAAGGAAUAAGUCACUUCAAAGGAAGAAAUCUCUGGAAAAAUAAGUUGCUAUGAGAAUGAAUUUAGAGAAAAUAAAACCAUAGAAGGAAAACUAAGUUACAAUUUUACAUGUUUGUUUUCACUGAGGUAAAUACUUUGUUGCAUAUAAGGAAACAUGUUGAAUGAAUUUCAGGUGUUUGAGCUUUAGAAAGAGCAAUUGGGAAGUAAGGAAAUAAUUUAUUACAAAUCAUAGUAAAAAUGACUUAACGUCACAAUAUUAAACCUAAAUUUCCAAAUGUACACUUUUACUGUUUUUGCAAAAUGGUAUGAAUUUUUGCAAUUUUAAUUGUGUGUUGAAAAAUCCUGCUAAAACUUUAGUAACACUAACUGUAGAUUUAACGAAGUUAAAUGUUUUGAAAAAUGAUUUGCCAAAUUGAUUACUAAACAAUCAAACCAUGUAUAAGCUUUAAUUUUAUGACAUAAUUGAUGAAGGAUGUUCUGUUGGGUGACUAGAUAAUCACCAGACCAUGAGUCUGAACACUAGAGUAACACUACACUAAGAUCUAAUGAGGAUCUUUUUGUUUUCCUUUUAAGUAGUUUACUUUUUUAUUUUAAACCCCUUAUGUUUUACAGCCAUUGAGAAAACAAAAGCCAGUGAAAGCCCCUUCACGUCUGCUACAGGUCCUAGUGUUCUCCUAAAAGCCUUGUUUCUUCCAAACUUGGUGUUUCUCUAUUUCCAUUAUAAUGCUGUUUAUUCAUGGACCUUGGAGAAUAUAACUGGUGACGAUUAUUUAGUCUGAAUGGAGCUUAAAAAUGUCUUUAUAACCUGGAAAUAAUUGCUUCUGUAUACAGGAGCAAGUAAUUUGACAGUUCUGUCCAAGUUUGAUAUUUUCUGGGUUUGACUUCAGGUGUUUGACUCAUCAGGAGACUUGUUGAAGAAAAUGUUAAAUAUUGCAUUUAAUACUUUAAAUGUAGGUAAUUUUCCUUUAAAUGGCUCCAGUUGUUUUUUAGCCUGCUGUAUUUAAUCAGGAAUAUUUGUAGAUACUGCAUUUGUGAGUCUGUGUGAAUGUGGAGUUUUUGUAUGCCUGCUGUUCAGCAAACCUUAUGUACCUUCAUUUAAACCUGCAUCUAUCUCCCUUUUCAAAGUCAAUGUCACUCCGUUUGGUUUAGUGCCUUUUCUCUCAGACACUGAAAUAAACAGUAAUACCUCUGGAAAAACC